This is a messenger RNA of Aspergillus ruber CBS 135680, 1677 nucleotides long. RefSeq lists its product as uncharacterized. The record is from RefSeq and is a predicted model, not a curated record. The transcript is spliced from 3 exons. Bases 1 to 1677 code for a protein of 558 amino acids. NCBI's taxonomy places the organism in Eukaryota, Fungi, Ascomycota, Eurotiomycetes, Eurotiales, Aspergillaceae.
AUGGAUACGAUGAAGACGAUGGCUUCGAACGACCGGGUCAACCAGCGUCGCCAGGGACUGUCAUGGUCUCUUAGCUUUCGGUCUUCCACAAGGAAAAGACCAGGCAAGAUUGUGAGACCCCCUACUCCUCCACCGACCUGCGAGGAAAGAGUCCAUUAUCCGGUCUUCAACCCGCACGAUCCCCGACAUAACCCUACGGCUAUUCCUCCUUCUUGGAUCCGCGGCAGCUACAGCCUGUCCGAAGACUCAUCUAGCACACAAAAUACAGGCCGUUGGCAUAGCCUAUCCAAGAGGUCCCUUCGAAAGGCACGGUCUGGACUUGACGCGAUCAGGUCGGGAAUGCACAGGCGUCCAUCCGUUGAUCAGCUAGGGCCUCGUCGAGAUAUCCCAGGACUAUGGAUGUCAACCGACUCGCGUGCAAGCUCUAUCGAUCGUCCAGAUAGUUCUUUCCCUUCGACUAUAUCGGAAGCCAGCACUGAUGACGAAUUCGAAUUCGGAACCGAUCUUUAUCGGACGCGGCCCAACGGCUCUUCCACGUGGAACCUUGAGAUUGUCAACAAGUACUUGAGCGAGGUAGGAUCGUCCCACGCGCUCCCGCCUGACAUCUACACUGAUGUGGACAUUGGUCCCGCUGGUUCGCGACUAGAAGGAGAGACCCUGAACAAUCCCAGCGAGGCGGACUCCGAGGUGACGAGACUACCGUCCAAGACGCAGACAAUUACAUGGGAUGAUCGCAUCCAACCCGGACGGAGGCCUUCCACCUCAGAUUCAAGUUCCAUCAUCUCGAGCAGGGUAUCGACUAGCUCUGAUGAAUCAACCCUUUCUCAGCUUGUCAAUGCUACCCAGGCUUUCGAGGCAUUGUGCUCAGUUGACGAGCCCGCAAAGGACAUGCUUAGCAGCCCGGGCAUUGGACGCGAUGACGAUGAUUCCUUGCCUGCCACAUCUCGAAAUAGCACCGGAUCCCUUUCAGGAGGCGUUGCAAGUCAGAACAACGAGUCUACCAGGGCUAACUCGGAGGAAGCUGACAACCAGUUAAGCAGCAAUGGCGGAGAAACAUUUGCAGAGAAACCGUCGCGAAAAACCAGUCGUGCUGGUUCCAUGAACGCGUCUGGUAGCAAUAACUCCUUUACUGGCCAGGGCAACCAACCUAGAUAUUUGAAUUGUCAAAGCGAUAGCACAGCACCUACAUCGCGUGAUCAAUCUAGUUGUUGGACUCAUAGCGAAGGGAAUGUUAGCACGCCACCUACAUCGUACACUCAAUCUAGGCGUUCAACUACUCAAAGCGAAGGCAGCUCUAGCGCGGCGCGUGCAUCAUGGUCAAACAUGUCAUCCCCAAUUGAGCACGAUGACAUACUUUCUCUGCCGUCCACGGGUCCCGGAGAUGAACACUCCGACGUCGAUGGAAAAUCAAAUGGCUUUAGCCCGGAUCAAGGCACUGCCAUCAAAUCGGAUUUAGCGAUCAUUCACGAAGGAAACAUUGACGGCACCAUCGGCCUUGGAAUCCACCAGAGUGCUUCAGUUAGCGCGCACACUGAUUUCCAGAUGGACAGCCCAUUGUACACUCAUGAAUUGGAUCGUCAACCAAGUGUCCAAUCCAGAGAAUCGAGAAAAUCAGUUGACUCGAAUGACGAUUGCUUUCUUACGUACGCCAUGUUUCAGAAACAGUAUUCUUCGUGA